AUGACGAGCCCUUCCGAUUUUCCACCCGAGUUCUUGGCCUAUGAUGAAGGGGCUAGGGUGGUGGGCGUUUGCGCUGCCAUGAUUCCGGUUGCAACGAUCAUUGUUGCCGUUCGGUUCUGGUCGAGAUGGAGGAAACGGAUCAAUAUUGGGAUCGAUGAUUGGCUGAUAUUGAUAUCGCUUGUACGUCCAGCAGCGUGUUUGCCCUUUCUAUUGUUAAUGUUUGACAGCCUCUGCUUUGGUCUGUGGCGAUUUUGGGCAUUUGUGGUGAGUACCUUGCUGGCUCAACGCGAGGAGACAAGGCUGAUCAAGGCGCUAGCUGUUCAUUAUGGAGGUGUCGGGAGGCAUUUGGCCGUUGUGCUAAUGGAGGAUCAAGAUAUCUUUGGGAGAUCAAUGCUGUGCCUCUUCAUCGGCGAAUUCACCUACGGCACCGUCCUCUGCACCAUCAAAGCAGCCAUCCUCUUAAUGUACUGCCGCAUCUUCCCGACCCGAUUCAUGAAAUUCGGCGGAUACGUCCUCGGCGGCAUGACCUUUGCCUGGUGGGUGGCCGUGAUCUUCGUCUCCAUCUUCCAGUGCGUGCCUGUCCAGAAGACAUGGCACCCCUUCAUGGAGGGGGGACACUGUCUGGAUAAGAACCAGUUCUUUCUCGGCAACUCUAUUCCCAACAUUAUCACCGACGCCUUGAUUCUAUGCUUGCCUGUGUACGAGGUCUCGAAGCUGCAGGUUCGCAGGUCGCAAAAGCUUGCCAUCAUCGGAAUUUUCCUCCUCGGAGGGAUUGUCGUCGUGAUUAGCUGCAUUCGCCUCAAGGUCGUCAUUGACCUCGUCAAUGCUGGAGUUGAUGCAGACUUUACUGAACUCAUCGGACCCUGCUGGAUAUGGACGACAGUCGAACCUACGAUCGGACUACUAUGCGCGAGCCUCCCUACGAUGCAACCCGUCAUGCACCUUCUCUUCGGUCGCUUCAUCGGCGGAUCCUCGAAAGAACGAGAACACACUUCUUCUGGUCUUGUAACGAUCGGCGGCACAGGGUCAAAGUCAACCAACAAGAACAAGGUCCAGACAAAAGACGGACCAUUCAAGAGGCUGCACGACAACGACUCAGCAGAGGAGCCUGUCCUGUGGCCCGAGUCUUAUAUCAACGAGCAAAGCACAGUGGUAGAGAGGACAGUCUAUGCGAAAGAUGUUGGGCUGGAGGCUAUACCGUUGGAUUCGAUUGCUGUACAUAAAGGCAUGACGUGGACAGAGUCUCGGAGAGAAGGUUGUUGA
Messenger RNA from Fusarium keratoplasticum, 1263 nucleotides. RefSeq lists its product as uncharacterized. NCBI's taxonomy places the organism in Eukaryota, Fungi, Ascomycota, Sordariomycetes, Hypocreales, Nectriaceae. The record is from RefSeq and is a predicted model, not a curated record. The transcript has 4 exons. The coding region runs from base 1 to 1263 and encodes 420 amino acids.